Messenger RNA from Laetiporus sulphureus 93-53, 330 nucleotides. RefSeq lists its product as uncharacterized. The transcript is spliced from 2 exons. The record is from RefSeq and is a predicted model, not a curated record. Bases 23 to 274 code for a protein of 83 amino acids. NCBI's taxonomy places the organism in Eukaryota, Fungi, Basidiomycota, Agaricomycetes, Polyporales, Laetiporaceae.
GGAGGGUGGUAUCGGCGCUGCGAUGCCUGAACCGACACAGCUUGCGACGCAGACGGCGGAUGCGACGCACGUCGCUCAGGGCGCGCGGGCGGAUGGGAAGCACGAUGCGACCGAGACGCACGUCGAGGCGGCGAUGUGGGAGACCGCGCGUCCUGCGAUGCGUGCGCUAUCGGACGUCGUGGAUGGUUGGGAACGUUUCGGAAAGCGUCUACUUUCACCGUCGGGUUUGGCAUAUUCGGGCAGCUGGUCAUCACGCGGUCGGUGCACUGGAUAGCAACGCGUUACCCCAACUGGAGAGAGCCCUUGGAGCUCAGGAGGUACGUGUGCGAA